AUGGAAAUUACUUAUUUCAAACCUACAGCUGAGGAACUUUCAAAGGUUCAACAAAGCCGUGUACUAUUAAAUACAGUUAAAUGCAUUGAAAAAUGGGUCAAUAUUUUAAAUACUUGGCACAAAAAUGUGAACUAUUCCUACACCUUAGAAUCACUUUUCUCUAAUGAACAAAUAGAAAAUGAGAUGUGUGAAUUUAUAUAUGGUGUGAGAACAAUAAAAGGCGAAAAAUACUCAAGAGCUUCCUUGAAAAAUGCUGUUGCCUCAAUAAGCC
This is a messenger RNA of Funneliformis geosporum, 271 nucleotides long. NCBI's taxonomy places the organism in Eukaryota, Fungi, Glomeromycota, Glomeromycetes, Glomerales, Glomeraceae. The record is from the annotation of a GenBank genome assembly.